AUGAUGCACUUCCUGAUGGGCCAGAAGAGGAUCGCCUACAUCUUGGCCAUCGCUCAGGCCUUCAGCGUGCACACAUACGGUGCAGCAGUGCUGACUGUUCUGGGUGCUAUGGCCUAUGACAGGUACGUUGCAGUAUGUGAGCCACUCAGGUAUCAUGCCAUCAUGACUUCGGCUCGGCUGCACACCUGCUGCGCUCUGGCCUGGAUCGUUGCCCUGCUGCUUAUUGUAGUACUCUUUUCCUUCCAUAUAAAUGUCCCACUGUGUGGACAAAGGAUCGAUCACGUCUACUGCAGCAACCGUGGCAUCCUUAACCUGGCCUGCAUUCCCACUCCCACAAACAACAUCUACGGUCUUGCCAUGACCUGGACUUUGAGUACAGGGAUCUUCAUCAUCAUUGGUUUUUCCCACAUCCGAAUCCUGAGUGCUUCUGUAAAACAAGGUAGAAAUGAUAAGAGUGUCCGCAUCAAAGCAGUUCAGACAUGCACACCUCACCUUGUUGUUUAUGUCCUGUAUGAAAUCGCUUCACUGGUCAUCAUCGUGACUCUCAGGUUCCCCUCCCUCUCCCAAAACAUACGGAAGUUCUUCAGCAUUCUAGUUAUUAUUAUUCCUCCAGCAAUCAACCCCAUCAUCUGCGGCCUGGUCAGCAAAGAAUUACGCUCCAGCAUCAUUAAACAUUUCAGCAUUAAGGUCUGUCCCAAAAGACCUUAA
This is a messenger RNA of Melanotaenia boesemani (Boeseman's rainbowfish), 708 nucleotides long. Its product is annotated as olfactory receptor 52E4-like. The transcript has 3 exons. The coding region runs from base 1 to 708 and encodes 235 amino acids. Gene Ontology annotation, biological process: G protein-coupled receptor signaling pathway. Gene Ontology annotation, molecular function: olfactory receptor activity. Gene Ontology annotation, cellular component: membrane. Lineage: Eukaryota; Metazoa; Chordata; Actinopteri; Atheriniformes; Melanotaeniidae. The record is from RefSeq and is a predicted model, not a curated record.